AGCUCUUUCGAAAAUGAAUGUGUGUUCUAUAAUUCUUUUGACUAUAACGGUAUUGGUGGCCAAAGGAAAGUUCAAUACAACGGAUUUACAUGAAAAAAUAUUCAAGGGCUACAACAAAGAUGCUAUUCCGAGAAGAAAUGUCACAGAAGCUGUCAACGUGAAUUUAUCUUUGGUUCUUUAUUCAAUCCAUGACGUUAAUGAAAAGUAUCAGACAAUUUCAUUUCGGGCAGUUUUAGAUAUUCAGUGGAAAGAUGAAUUUCUGACAUGGAAUCCAGAUCAUUACGGUGAUGUUAAAUCCAUCACAGUUCCGAGCGAAAAAAUAUGGAUUCCCGACAUUGUUCUACAGGAUACAGUUGGAUAUAUAACUGAUUCGAUUAAAAAAGAUGGCAGAGCAAUGAUUAAUCAUAACGGACGAGUAACAAUUUGGCCAAAUGACUUGUAUACAGUUGCAUGUAAAUUAUCAAUUAAGAAAUUUCCAUUUGAUAAACAAACCUGUUUACUUGAUUUUCUCUCAUGGACAAGUCCGUCCUCAGUUAUCCAACUCGAAAACUCAGACACAAACUGGAUUCCACAAGAUCAUGAUAUCUUGGAAAAGGGAGAAUGGUAUCUGCAGAACGUACGAAUUAUAAACCAAAGUAAAAUAUUCAAUAGAGAGGACUGGGCUCAUGUAAUAUUUAUAUUUGAAAUUCAAAGAAAAUCGCUUUUUCACAUAGUUAACAGCCUCAUACCUGUUAUUUUGAUAUCCAUAUUGGAUGUUAUGUGCUUUGUUUUACCUUCCGAAUCAGGCGAAAGGGUGGGACUGUCUAUAUCUAUUUUCCUGACGUUGACAAUUUUUCUUUACGCCGUGAACAGCACCUUACCGGAAUCAUCAGACGAAGUUGCGGUUUUCACAAUUUUCAUUGGAUUUCAAAUUCUAGGAAGUGCCCUGUCAGUGGUAAUGACCAAUAUUUCCUUGUACUUCUACUUCAAAAACGCACAAGAUCCAAUUCCGUUUUUGUUAUGGUAUUUUGCAAAAGUAUUUUGUAUGAAAAAGAACACAACCAAAAACACGAAAGUCACGUGGCAUAUGGUUUCGCGAGCAUCGGACAGACUUUGUCUGUUAUCCGCUGUUAUUUGGCACCCAGUUUUAAUUGCGAGUCUUUUCAUUGCAGCUUAUCAGUAAGCACGACAGAAACUGGCUGUGAAAACAAAAUGUCUGUUUUUUUCAUGUUAAAGUUAUUAGCAAUACUGAUUUUAUUUAAUAUGAGAUAUUUAGUUUUGUACAUUAAAAUAUCAGUAUGCAUGUCUGUUAAUAUAUUAAUGAGUAUGGAUUUGGAUUCGCAACUAAACAUACUAAUACACUGUGUACAUUUUGGCAUCACAUUUUAGGUGUAAAUUCCAAAAUUGGCAAUGUAAAGAAUACUAAUAAAAAUAUAUGUGAAUGGAAAG
This is a messenger RNA of Mercenaria mercenaria, 1428 nucleotides long. Its product is annotated as acetylcholine receptor subunit alpha-like. The transcript has a single exon. The record is from RefSeq and is a predicted model, not a curated record. Bases 14 to 1162 code for a protein of 382 amino acids. Gene Ontology annotation, biological process: monoatomic ion transmembrane transport; chemical synaptic transmission; regulation of membrane potential. Gene Ontology annotation, molecular function: extracellular ligand-gated monoatomic ion channel activity; transmembrane signaling receptor activity; neurotransmitter receptor activity. NCBI's taxonomy places the organism in Eukaryota, Metazoa, Mollusca, Bivalvia, Venerida, Veneridae. Gene Ontology annotation, cellular component: synapse; membrane; neuron projection.